Molecule: messenger RNA, 1743 nt
Organism: Dichotomopilus funicola
Lineage: Eukaryota; Fungi; Ascomycota; Sordariomycetes; Sordariales; Chaetomiaceae
Exons: 5
Coding region: 1-1743 (580 amino acids)
Source: RefSeq, a predicted model, not a curated record
AUGGCCGCAGCGGCAGACCUUUCACGAGGAUCUGUCCUUCUAUCCCUCUCUCUAGCUACCGCCGGCUUCGCCUUGGUCACAACGUUUGUUCGCUUCUACGCCCGGCGGGGCAUCGAUGGCGGGUUGCGGGGGGACGACUACGUGAGCGGGGUGGCGACGGUGAUAGCCCUCCUCGCAACCAUCUUCGGCGUCCUCGAAGGCACCGCCCCCGACGGCCCCCGCGCGAUGAUGUUCAACGUAAUCGGCCAGCCCUGGUACCUGGUCAGUGUCACGCUCAGCAAGAUCUCGAUCUGUCUGUUCUUCAUGGCCCUGUUGAAGCGGGCGCGGGCGCGGCAGUGGCAGGUUCUCCUCGCGGGCCUGAUUAUUUUGAUGGCCGCGACCAACUUGGCGCUGGCGCUGGCGGUGUAUCUUCGGUGUCAGCCGCUGGCGAAGGUGUGGGAUGGUGCGGUGGUGGGGAGUUGUGCGGAUCCGGCGAUUCAGACGGGGUUUGGGUAUGCGCAGGGAGCGUUCUCGGUGUUUUCCUGGGUCUUCCUCGCGCUCUUUUCGAUGCUCAUCAUCCGCGAUCUUGCCCGGGGUCGGCAAGCGGCCUGGCCAUUUUAUGCAACCUCUGUUCUGGGUUUCAUCUCGGGCGUAUUUGUCAUCGUCCGCACCGCGCAGACUUCUCAAACUACCGACACCAGCAUAUACACGGUGCAUUUCUUCUAUGCCUCGCUCAUGGCCAACCUCGAACAAAAUCUCGCCCUAACCACAUCCAACAUCCUCACCCUCGGCCCCCUCUUCUCCCCCACAACCACCUCAUCCUCCACAACCUCUUCCUCGACCACGACGGUCCACUCCCAAGACCGCCGCAAACGCCGCCGCCGCCGUAACCGUAAUCCCUAUGGCUCCUCGUCCUCGCGGCGCAGCGGCAAGUCCGCCGCCGUCCUCGGUAGUCACACCAGUAAUAGUAGUGGUGCGCUGAGUGAUAUGGGGAGUAGCACCAGGGCUAUUACCCAGGCCGAUGAAAGGGAAAACGGGAGGGCGAGUUCGAGGGGGAGUUCCCGAGGGGAUGAAUCCAGCCCAUACCCCCGGAGGGACGAUGACAAGGACGAGAUGGCAGGUGGAAACGGGGUAGGGGAGAUCGAGCGAAAGAGAACAACGCACCUAAUUAUCGAAGGGCCUGGAUACCGCAGCAACAACAGCAAGAACAACAACGACCCGGAUCACAUCCCAGGCCACGACCUCGCCGACGGCCGGCGUAUACCAGCCCCACCAUUCCACACUACAUCAUCCGGAUACGCCAGCGACGAUAGGCGAGACCUGGAAAGAGGAUACAAUUCUCUUUCUGAUUCUGACUCCCAGGACGGCAGCGAGGAUGACGGUGAUUAUGACGAGGGAAGUGAAAUCGACCUCGACCUAGAACUAUCAGCGUGGCCGCGGGGGAUUAUUAAAACGGUUAGUGUGGAGGUUGUGGAAGAGGUUAAUGAGGAGUAUGUCGCUGCUGUUGCUGCUGCUGCUGCGCACGCCCGGAGUAUUUCCAAUACCGGAGGCAUUACCCAGAACAACCCUGAUGGGAAGAAUCCGGGUAGUCGGGGCAGUGGUGGUACUACUGGAGUUGGGAAUAGCACGAAAGGCAUCGGGCGGAAUAGUGUUACUAUUGCACCGAGGGUGGUGGGCGCGGGUGGAGGGGGUGACAGGCUUAGUGGGGGGAGUGGGAUGGAACAGGACUGGGAGGCUAUGUUGAGGGCUGGGCCGCCGAGGUGA